This is a messenger RNA of Mycena indigotica, 1602 nucleotides long. RefSeq lists its product as uncharacterized. The record is from RefSeq and is a predicted model, not a curated record. The coding region runs from base 397 to 1602 and encodes 401 amino acids. Gene Ontology annotation, molecular function: zinc ion binding; nucleic acid binding. NCBI's taxonomy places the organism in Eukaryota, Fungi, Basidiomycota, Agaricomycetes, Agaricales, Mycenaceae. The transcript has a single exon.
AGUCGCGUCGCCUGCGCAUCAUAUUGGAGCCCACCGCGAGGGGCCCAGUCCAGUGCUCCAGGCACUCAUUUAUCUAUUCACAAACUCAUCGACUCCGGCUUUCCUUCGCAUUCGCGUCCUUCGGCUUCAAAAGAUUGCCAUGCUACUCUACAGUCACCACCAUCAUACUCAAAUCUCGCCCCCGCUCACGCGCCCGUGCUCAGUCCCGCUCCGACCAUCGCUCAGCCUUCCCCUUCGCUUCCGUCCGAGAGUUCUCUGCACCAACCCGUGUUCUCGCCCAACAUCGAUCCACCGCACGUCACCUAUCCCAGUUCACAUGGCUCAUCUAUUCCACCAGCGCCUCCCGUUCCCGCUCCCGUCGCACGAGAAGCACAUGUCGGUCCACUCCCGCUCCCGAUGCCCGCUCGUCGAGACCGUAUCGCCCCAGUUUUCGAUUCGGCGCACCCCCGAGACCUUCCCAAAUUCUUUUCCGACCUCGAAUUCCUUCUUGCUCGUGCCAGCGUCAUUGAUGACCAGCAGAAAAAGCACCACGCUACGCGAUACCUCGAGCUCAACGACCAAGAACUUUGGGAGUUCCUGCCUGAGUUUGCCAACCCCGGUUCGUCAUAUGCCGAGUUUGUUGACGCCGUCUUCGCGUUGUAUCCCGAAGCCAACCCAGACCGCCGUUUCGCAAUUGCUGACCUUGAAGCUCUCGUCUCCGCGUUCGCAUCGAUCGAUACGCCAUCCCGAGCCACAUUCUGCGCGUUCUAUCGCGAUUUCUGGCGCGUCUCAUCCUUCCUGCGCUCCAAACGUCGUCUAGCCGAUUUUGAGCAGAGUCAAGCUCUCGUCAGAGCUAUUCCGCCCGCGCUUCGUCCCGCUGUCGGCCACGAACUCGAGCUGCGAUGUCCGGACGUCCAGAUCGACGACGCAUACCCGCUUGACGCCGUUCGUGCCGCCAUCGACCGUGUAUUGCUGCGAAACAAGGCAUCUUCGUCAUUAGCUGCAAAAGAAGAGUCAGUAUCGCCCAAAAUCGAGAAAAUGCCACACACCAACGUUCCCCGCUCGGCCAAUGACCCUUCCGCUUCACGUCUCGACUCGCCGCCUUCGCCUCAGCGCUUUCGUUCGAGCUGCUCGUACUGCAGCGAUCCCGCACAUUGGAUCCGCGACUGCCCCCGUCUCACGUUCGAUCUCGCGUCCGGCUUUUGCAAGCGCAACGCAGAAGGCAAGGUGGUCUUGCCUAACGGCCGUUUCGUCCCGCAUACUGUCGUUGGCCCAGAUCUGCGCUCCCGCAUCGAGUUAUGUCGCCCAAGUGUACCACCGCCGUUUGCUGCCCCGGUCGUCGUUCCAGCGCAAAGGCCUCCACGUGUAGAGCCGACCAGCCGCCCAGUCGCGUUGCCCAGCGUACUGAUACCGCUUACCGAGGCCCAGCGCAUCGAACAGAUCGAGUUCGAGCUUGCCGUCUUGCAUGGCCGUCGUACCCAGCUCCAACCAGUGCAUUCCAUCGACAUGCCGCCGCCGUCAUCGCCGUUGUCGUUGCCCAACCAGCGGCAGCGCAUCGAGAGGUCGUUCCUCAUCCCGCCUCAAGUUUCGCAGGAGUCGUCCGCGCCCAGCAGUCGUUUGUGA